Molecule: messenger RNA, 1461 nt
Organism: Daldinia childiae
Lineage: Eukaryota; Fungi; Ascomycota; Sordariomycetes; Xylariales; Hypoxylaceae
Exons: 9
Coding region: 1-1461 (486 amino acids)
Biological process (GO): transmembrane transport
Cellular component (GO): membrane
Molecular function (GO): transmembrane transporter activity
Source: RefSeq, a predicted model, not a curated record
AUGGAUCGCGAUCAAGAGAAGGCGGAAAUUGAAAUCGGGCAGUUUGAAGGGGAGAAGACUCAAUCUUCGAAUAUUGUUGACGAUGUCGAUGAAGAGGAGGGGAAGAAGAUUAUAUGGCGAAUCGACCGUCGACUCGUCACCUUAGUCGGUGUCUUAUACUGCGUCAGUCUUAUGGACCGAACCAAUCUGUCUGCGGCUGCCGUUGCUGGAAUGAAUGAGGAGUUGAACCUCGUUGGUGAACGAUAUUCAAUCGUUACGCUCGUCUUCUUCAUCACAUACAUUUUAUUCCAGCCCCCCUCUACCAUCCUGAUCCGUAAGGUUGGCCCACGCACCUUCUUGUCCACUAUUACGUUGGCAUGGGGUGCCGUUAUGAUUGGAUUCGGAUUCAGUCCGUCAUUCGAAGUCCUCAUGGCCCUUCGACUAGUACUUGGUGCCUUUGAGGCUGGUUACUUUCCCGGCUGCGUAUACUUACUGUCGACAUGGUACACUCGAUAUGAGAUGGGCAGAAGAUACUCAGUAUUCUACCUUCUUGGCUGCGUUGCUUCGGCCUGCUCGGGAAUUCUCGCAUUCGGCUUGAUGCAAAUGGAUGGCGUUGCGGGCCUUAGUGGUUGGCGAUGGAUCUUCAUUAUCGAAGGUAUUAUUACCUGCCUCCUAGCCUCACUUGGAUAUUGGCUUCUGGUCGACUUCCCUGAUUCCAAACGCAAAUCUUGGCGGUUCUUGAGCGACAGAGAACGUGCGUGGAUUGUUCGACGCGUUGAUACCGACCGUGGUGAUGUCGAAGCCCCCAAGUUUAAGAUCAGUCUAUUUUUGAAGGGUGGUUUAGAUUUAAGAGUCUGGGGAUACGGCCUAAUCGCGUUUUGUACCAACACUUUGACCUAUUCGUUAGCCUACUUCUUACCCCUUAUUUUAAACACGAAUUUGGGAUUUGAUCGCGGCAUUUCGCUUACCCUCAUCGCACCCCCUUAUGCGUUUUCGGGCAUUUAUAUGUACAUCAUGGGUUGGCUCGGGGAUCGGUACCACUUGCGUGGCCCUAUUUUAGUCGUCAACAUGGUUGUUGCACUUAUCGGCCUACCCAUCCUUGGAUGGCACCCCAACAACGGUAUUCGAUACUUCGGAUCGUUCCUCGUCACCGCCGGAGCAACAGCAAAUGUCCCAGCAUCGCUGGCGUACCAGGCCAACAAUAUCCGCGGACAAUGGAAGCGAGCCUUUGCAAGUGCGUCUUGGGUCAGCUUUGCUAGUAUUGGUGGAAUUGCUGGCAGUUUGGUCUUUAGAUCCCAAGAUGCUGCUACUGGAUACCGACCCGGCUUAUAUGCGUGCAUAUCAUGCUGUCUAUUAGCAAUCAUUAUUGUAGUCCUAUUAGACAUAUCCUAUUAUUUCGACAACAAGAAAGCUGAUCGAGGAGAGAAGCAUCUUGAAACGACCGACGAGGGAUCUCAACCCGACUUCCGUUACACCUAUUAG